This is a messenger RNA of Lobosporangium transversale, 964 nucleotides long. RefSeq lists its product as hypothetical. The transcript has 4 exons. The record is from RefSeq and is a predicted model, not a curated record. NCBI's taxonomy places the organism in Eukaryota, Fungi, Mortierellomycota, Mortierellomycetes, Mortierellales, Mortierellaceae. Bases 1 to 726 code for a protein of 241 amino acids.
AUGGUUCGAAUAGGAGCUCCGUGGCCAUCUGAACAUGUAUCGGCAUUCGAGGCUGGAGGGACCGGCGGCGCAUUAUUUUCGGCAACCUUUACAGGUCUUUCCUUUGGCACAAAAGAAAAAAAUGUAUUUGUUGGAUUCACUCAUUGUGGAAAGAUAAAAGAAAAAUGUAAGAAUGGUCAAGAGGAAAGAGACAAAGAACAAAACCAACACGCAGUGAGGGAGAUGAGACACAAGAGAAUGGAAAAAACACAAGAAAAAGGAAGAGAUACAAAGCAAAAAAAUAAAUAUGAGCAUACAGAGGAAGAGACACGGGCCAUUUUUUGGCAGACGUCGAUUACGCCUUAUCAGCGGCCCAAUCGAUGUGUCAAUAAGUGGGUCAAAUUCAUUAAAGUUGAAGCCAACAUAAAAAUAUUUGGUGUACGUGUUUCUACUUUCAAAUGUGGAAGGCUGUACAUGGCUAACAUCACUUUUGUGAGCCCAUGUAGCCCAGAUGUCGUAAUGAAGCCCGUUGUCAGAAGAAAGUUUCAGUCUUCUCUUUAUACUUCCCUUUGUGUCCAUGGCACCCUCAAGCUCACAUCUCGUAUCAAAAAGUUCAAUGCCAAUUUGUGUCGUUUCAGGCUGACAAGCACGCCUAUUCAUAAAAAUUCUUCAGAUUGGGUGGAUGCUACCACGUUGAAUGGUGUUUACGUUAUAGAAGAUAUUAUGUCCUUACUACACUUUUGGUAGAACAUGCUCCGCAUGCAUCGACAUUUGUUGCUGAAUAGAUAUCAUUUGCCCCAAAAUAGGUCCCGCAAUAAGGCUCGUGACGUGACAGCCAGGUUACCCAACUCGACCCGAAGCCUUUCUGACUAAUAUAUAAAUAUAGAUUAAGGUAUAGAUACAUAAAGUAAAUUGUUUGUCAUUAAUGAAGAGAGAGUGUUUUAAUGCAAUCAAUGCGAAAUAUACAAAGUAACAGCUAUUUAAA